AUGCACCAAUCUUUGGAUCUCCAGCUGACGUAUAAGGGUACUCAAAUCCCAUUGUGCGAUAAAUUUAAAUAUUUGGGUGUGACGUUUGACGGCAAAUUAACAUGGAAGCCACAUGUUGAGGACUUGUACAACCGUGCUUCGAAGAGACUCAGUGUCCUUAAACGCCUUGCUGGGGCAAGGUAGGGUUGCACUAGACAAACCCUGCUUCAAACUUAUCAUUCGUUUAUCCUCCCCUUUCUGACUUAUUGCUAUGAACCACUUGUCACGGCCGUAGAAAAUGUACUCUGUACUCUAGAUAAAAUCCAAAAUCAGUGCUUACGAAUUGUUUCUGGAGCCGUGAAGACCACCCCGAUUGACGCCAUGUUUAUGUUAACUGGUGAUAAACCCUUAAGAACCGUAAUUCAAGAGAGGGCCUUAAUUCUCUGGGAAAAGAUCAUUAGAGUUCCUGGAUGUCUUUCACUCUGGAAUGAAGUCAAUCAAGAUCUGACUAGAAAUCUAAAGACCCAGAUGGGCUUUCUACAGAGAGUUUUUCAAUUAAAAAAUUCACUUGGUUUAAUGAAUGAACCAGAAUUACUUGUUCCACUAGAAAAUCCAAUAAAUUCGAAAUCUUUCUGGAUUAAUCUUGACCUGGGUCAAAAAGUAACGAAACGUAAUGCGGAUCCCUCUAUUUUGAGAGCCCUCGCUUUCGAAAUAUUAAAUAUUUUUUACCCUGAGACAGAGUGGCUUCGGAUCUUUACUGAUGGAUCCCUCCUGUCUGAUGGCCCUAAUGCAGGUGCCGGAUUUUCCUCCGAAAUUUUCUCUUUCUACAUCCCUGUGGGCCGAGAUUCUGCGUUUGACUGUGAAAUUGCUGUGAUUCGUACAGCUGUGUACCAGCUACCAUGCCACUUGGAAAACUUCAUAAGAGCUGUUAUACUCUGUAAUUCCCGAGCUGCUCUGUUGGCUAUCGUUUCAGAUAAAAAUCCCAUAUCACAGUAUAUCUUGGAUUGCCGACUUUAUCUACAAAACCUGGCUUCACUUGAAAAAACUAUUGUCCUCCAGUGGGUUCCUGCCCACUGUGGGAUUCCAGGUAACGAGAAAGCCGACUUUCUCGUCCUUUGCCUUUCCAUACUGUUAGGGAUCUUAUUAAAAGAUAUUUCAAAAUACGUGCUCAGGAAGAUCUCUAUCAUCGUGUUUCUCAUAAUUCUUGGAAGAAUGCUAUCCCGAAUUUUUGUAAUCGGCCAAGGCGUAGAGCGGUCGCUAAAUUCCGCCUUGCCACCGGACAUGGCUGCCUACAAUAUCAUCUUCAUAGAUUCAAAAUUGUUCCUUCUCCGAUAUGCACUCUGUGCAGCUCUGGAGAGGUGA
Molecule: messenger RNA, 1341 nt
Organism: Stegodyphus dumicola
Lineage: Eukaryota; Metazoa; Arthropoda; Arachnida; Araneae; Eresidae
Source: RefSeq, a predicted model, not a curated record